Molecule: messenger RNA, 704 nt
Organism: Alosa alosa (allis shad)
Lineage: Eukaryota; Metazoa; Chordata; Actinopteri; Clupeiformes; Clupeidae
Gene: drc8
Product: EF-hand calcium binding domain 2
Exons: 7
Coding region: 53-544 (163 amino acids)
Molecular function (GO): calcium ion binding
Source: RefSeq, a predicted model, not a curated record
GGGGCACAGGGCACAGUAUCCUAGCAACUACAUCACGCAAACAUAAUGAAACAUGGCGGAUGAUAAGGAUAAUGCAGAGGCCAUCCUCUCAGAGGUUCACAAGAAGAUCAGCGAUGCCUUUGAUCUAUUUGACCAUGAGUUCAACAAAACAGUAGAUGUCAGGGAAAUUGGAACCAUAAUACGGUCACUGGGAUGUUUUCCAUCAGAGGUAGAGUUACAUGAUGUCAUUACUGAAGCUGAAGAUGAGGAGCCAAUGGGAUACAUUCGCUUUGAGAGGUUCCUUCCAGUCAUGACGAGGGUCCUGAUGGAGCGCAAGUUCCGGCCCAUCACAGAGGAUCUGCUGCUCCAGGCGUUUGAGGUUUUGGAUCAACAGAAUAAAGGCUAUUUAGAAGCAGAAGAAUUAACAAAGUAUAUGACUCUGGAAGGGGAACCCUUCACCCAAGAGGAGAUGGAAGAGAUGCUCUCAGCUGCCCUCGACCCCGAGAAGAAUGUCAUUGCCUACAAGGACUUUGUGAGCAUGAUGGUCAUCGACGAUGCUCAGUGACCGCAAGGUCCGAACCCAAACAGUGGCUGACUGGGGAGUGGUCCAGGCCCCGAACCUAUUUCCAGUCCAGGCUGGGUUAAAAAAAAAAGGGUUAAAACACAAAAUGAAAAUGGGAUGAGGGCUUAGGAAGAGGAUGGUAAUUAAAAACAAAAUCUUUUUC